This is a messenger RNA of Lolium rigidum, 1499 nucleotides long. Its product is annotated as tryptophan aminotransferase-related protein 3-like. Gene Ontology annotation, molecular function: transaminase activity; carbon-sulfur lyase activity. NCBI's taxonomy places the organism in Eukaryota, Viridiplantae, Streptophyta, Magnoliopsida, Poales, Poaceae. The transcript is spliced from 5 exons. The coding region runs from base 25 to 1473 and encodes 482 amino acids. Gene Ontology annotation, biological process: amino acid metabolic process. The record is from RefSeq and is a predicted model, not a curated record.
GACGGCACGAUCCACUGCCAACCAAUGGAGCCCGCCUCCCGAACGCCAGGGGUGCUCGGGCUCCAGGUCCUUCUCUGCUCAUCGUUGCUCCUCAACGCCCUCCUCGUCGCGCACCACUUCCUCUCAGCCUUGCCGGCGCCGUUGGAGCUGCUCGGCGCGGCUAGCAACGGCGGCGGCUCGCUCAGCUGGUCUCUUCAGGCGGCGAGGGACGCCGAGUCCGUGGCCGCGACGGGGUGCUCCGGCCACGGCCGCGUGUUCCUGGAUGGCAUCGUCGGCGAGGACGGGCGGCCAGGCUGCGAGUGCAACACCUGCUUCCAAGGGCCGGACUGCUCCGUCCGGACGGCCGACUGCACCGUCGACGCUGACAGCGGGGACCCGAUGUUCCUGGAGCCCUACUGGAUGCGUCAUGCGGAAGCCAGCGCGGUGGUUUUCUCCGGGUGGCACCGCAUGAGCUACAGAGCCACCGACGGCGCUUUUCAGUCGGUCGAGCUCGAGCGGAGCAUCAAGCAGCUGCACAGAGCCGUCGGCAACGCCGUUGCCGACAACAAGCACAUUGUCUUCGGCACCGGCUCCGUCCAGCUGCUCAGCGCGUUGGUGUACGCCCUGUCCCCGGACAGUAACUCCGGCUCGUCGGCCGGCGUGGUCGCCACCGCGCCGUACUACGCGGCUUACAAAUCAAGUACCGUGAUGUUCGAUAGCCGAGAGAACCACUGGGAAGGGAACACUGCCGCGUGGGCAAACGCGUCAGCUGGGAACGCCACCAGGAACGAGGACAUCAUCGAGUUCGUGACGUCUCCCAACAACCCCGACGCCCAGCUCCGCAAGCCUGUCGUCGGCGGCGCGUCGGCGAUCGUCGACCACGCCUACUACUGGCCGCACUUCACGCACAUCCCGGAGGCCGCCGACGAGGACGUCAUGAUCUUCACCGUCUCCAAGCUCUCCGGCCAUGCCAGUAGCAGAUUCGGAUGGGCCCUGAUAAGGGACGAGAAGGUGGCCCAGAGGGUUAACAACUACAUCCAGCAGAACACCAUGGGCGCGUCCCGCGACACCCAGCUCCGGAUGCUCGGCAUCAUCAAGGCCAUAGUGGCCAACCUGCACGGCGAGGACGACAUCUUCGCCUUCGGCCAGGACGUGAUGACGGCAAAAUGGCGCAAGCUCAACGCCGUCGUGUCGCGCUCCAGCCGGAUCUCGCUGCAGAAGAUCCCUCCACAGUACUGCACCUACCUCGGCAAGAUCAGAGAGGCAUCCCCAGCUUACGCGUGGGUGAAAUGCGAGAGGGAGGAAGACGACGACUGCUACGAUAUGCUGCUCAAGGCAAAGAUAAUCACACGGCCAGGCGUGUGGAGCGAGGCCAGCAGCCGGUACACGAGGGUAAGCCUCCUCAAGUCGCAGGACGACUUCGACUUACUCCUGGAAAGGAUCACGGAGCUUGUCGAUGCCGAGGACACCACUGCUGGCUCCGACUCCAUCUGAUGACUCAUGUCAAGAGAUGCAGAAAA